Molecule: messenger RNA, 13741 nt
Organism: Nilaparvata lugens (brown planthopper)
Lineage: Eukaryota; Metazoa; Arthropoda; Insecta; Hemiptera; Delphacidae
Gene: tipE
Product: protein tipE
Exons: 3
Coding region: 198-1268 (356 amino acids)
Biological process (GO): regulation of sodium ion transport
Molecular function (GO): sodium channel regulator activity
Source: RefSeq, a predicted model, not a curated record
AUCACGCUCCCCGUUCAACAGUCUCGAAAACACUAGACCCUCACCGUUUCUGGCCUCCACGCUAGCGUUUCCUCCUUAGUUUGCUCCCCAAUCACGUGAUUUCGUCCCGGGAAUUAUUCUGGAUAGUGUUACCUUCUAAAUCUGUCAGAAAGUGGGUGGCGGUGGAGGGUGUGCUGGAGGCAUGAGGUAGGCCCGAGAUGGCCGAUGAUGUCAAGAAGGAGCAGACCACAUCCGAGAAGCUUCUCUUCUACACGACCACAUUCUUCGUUCUGCUCGGCACAUUCUCCCUGUUCGGCUUCCUCUUCCUCGUGCCCUUUGUUAUAGAGCCCGCCUUCACCACCAUCCUGAUGGAGUUCGACGAGACGCCAGCCACUUGUAUGACGGUCAGCACGGUAUCGAUGAGGGGCGUGUCCAACUGCUCAUGGACUUCCUGUCGGGAAGGCUGCACCAAGGAAGUGUACGAGUGCACCCAGAUUCGUGUCAACUAUCGGCUGUUGAAAGACGAGGACGAGGAUCAAGUGACGUCGACUAAGGAGAGCACAGUGGGGGCCCGUAGGGAACGAGCGAUUCGCGAAUCCUAUGAUUAUCAUCUGUACGAAGAUGAUGUAUUACCAAGGGGGCUAGCGGACUUUGAUCCAGUCACAACUUCUUCCACACCAAACGAUAAUUCUAGUUAUUGGUUUUUCACGGAUGCAAAGUUGUACCCGAAUGUGAAAGGCUGUGGCUAUCCGCCCAUGUUAAAUUGUUCGAUAUUUUUCAAAAAGUAUAUCACAGAGGGCACGAAUUUCUCGUGUCACUACUCGCGCGUGGACCCGGGCCUCGUGAUCAGCGAUCUGGACAUGUGGGGUGUGUAUAUGAACCUAGUGUAUGCCAUGGCCAUUCCGAUACCGUCCUUCAUAAUAUCGGUCAUCUACCUGACAGUGGCAUACUUCUACAUUUACUCAGAUGACUCUGAGCCGCCGCCGCGACGCCCCCCGCGCCGGCGCCCCCUAGGCGGGGCUAGUGACGUGGAGGUGACACCGCUGCCUGCCACGACGCCUGUGCCCCCUCCCACGUCGGGCGCCCUCACGCCAAACUCAGAGCUGUUCCGCGAGGACAUGGCCAGCUUUGGCCACCACCUCAAGGUCGCCAUGGCCGACGACAUGAGUCGCGACAGCAUGCUGCCAGACUCGCUGCCCUUCUUGUCAUCUGCCUCCAUCAAUGGAAACUUGAACAAGAUGAUGACGACAAGUAUCUUGACGCCGCCUGGGCCGAUGGCGGACGUCUGAAGCGAGCUUUCCAGGGGCUCACGGACAUCUCCUGGAGACCAAAAUAAACCACGUCCGACCACACUCGACUUGCAGACGCCCACCAACCCCACACAUCACAUCAGUCCGCUCACAAGAUCCACGUUCGGAUCCAAAGACUCGCUGCAAUAAUAGUCAUCUCACGCAUCUGACAGCAAGCUUUCAAUUGUGCUCAUUCUUGUGCUGCAGACGGCAGGCCGUAGUGAAAAAGCUUGAACUACUACUAGUUUUUGUGCUGUACUGGUAAAUUCGGGUUCCCCGGCAUUUUGUGCUGCUAGUAUUCUGAUCAAACAGGGCGCAGUAAACAUUAUAAUUUUUACAAAUUCGUGAACCAUGAAUUUCAAUACUGUACAGGAAAAUUCCGAUUUCCAAUAAUCUUGUGCUAAUCGAGCAAAUCUUGAAGGAGAAAUUGAAUGAAUACUUUCCAAGUCAUUUUCGUGCUCCAUACUCUAUAUAAUAGGAUUCUUGGAAAGAAAAACUUGAAUUCUCACAAAUUUUGUGCUGCAAAUAAGCAACUCAAUAAUAACUGAGGGAAAGCAAGUUAUCUUCGUGCUUCAGUGGAAAAACUCAAUCAACCUUAUCUUCCUAUGAGAGUGAAGAACAUUGGAAAUUGAGUUGCAAUCUCAAUGAGUGAGGAUCUUGGAAUUCUUGUUGACAGUUGACCGAGCCUGAUUUCUUGGGAAUAGCUAGGAUAUUUGAUUGAGUAGCCUUGCCUACAAACCUUAAAAUCUUCGACUUGCACUUUUCUGUUUAGUAGUUAUAAACAAGCAAAACCAAUUCCAAUUUAUUUCCAUGUAGCCUAUAAAUUCAUGCUCAAAAGAUUGCAUUUCACUACAAUAAUGUAAUACUAUUUGUGAAGCUGUAGAGACAAAAAUAGUUUAGAAGUAAUCAAGAACGUUGUGCACUGCUGCAACAACAAGCAUGCAAGAUUCAAACUUUCAUAACAUUGUGUGCACGAAACAUGUUUCAGUUAGAGAAAAUCAUAAUAGUGAACACAAUUGAGUAUCAAUCAUAAAUUAAAUAAUCAUCGACCAUCCUUCAAUUCUCCACCCAUUUGUCAUAUUCAUGCUCAAGAAUAAGCAAAAUCAUUCAAGUAGUAUAAUUAGUAAUUGCUUGUUGAUUUCUAUGAAAUUUGUUGAUUAUUAGAGUGAGAAAGAAGUAAGUUGAGGAGGAAACAUUUACAUUAGAAUUGUAAACAGAUACAGGACUUCAUAUAACAACAUUGAUCCUUUUUGUUCUGUGCUUAUCAAACGCAUGUAAUAUAUUAUUGGAAGAUCAUCCCCUCCAUAUUGAAUAGUUCUAAAACAAAAUAAUAAGCGAUCCAAUCAGAACGUAGUAAAUAAUGCUAAUACACUUGAUAAUACACUUUUAUCAAGCCAACAUUCAUUGACAACGAUGAUGAAGAAUAAUGUUUUAUUGAUUUCGGCCUGUAUCUACUGAUCUUCAGCUCCAGUACAACUUUCUUUAUAAUCAUGUGAUCAGAUUGGUUCUAGAAACAGUACAGUUGAAAAAGUUUUGGGUGUUGUUCAAAGAGUGAGUGAAAGAGAACAUUGUAGAAAAGUAUGAAGUUGAAAAACAAAGAAAAGUAUUCGUUUUUGGUGGGUAUUGACAGUGCUGAAUCAUUCACGGUAAUAAAUCUGCUCUUGAACAUUUAAUACACCGCUCUACAGGAUUUUUAUAGGUAGUCGAGCCUUAUCUACUUCUUUAAGAAGCCAUGGACGGAUGUUGGUGGGUGUUAGAGAGAAAAAAAUAAAUAUUUUUGAGAUUAGGAGACAGUGAACGAGAUAAAUAUUUGCGUUUUGUAUUAUUAUUGAAUAGAUGAUUGCAUCAUAUCUUCUAAAAGCUGCAUACUUGUGAAUAUAGCUACAGAUUUUUUAUCAUAAUUCUGCCAAUGAUGUUUAAUCUAUGGUGAUACUUUAUUAGCUUAAAAAUUAGAAGCGUCGAGCUCGUCUUGAAUCAAGAGAAUUCUAUUAAAAUGGACAAGACAAGGUGGAAAAUUGUCAUUUCAAAUAUUUGAAAAAAUCUCAAUUGAUAGGAACAAAGACAAUGAUGUUUAAUGCCAUGGUGAUACUUUAGUAUAAUAUGUGAGUAAUAUGUUCUGAUACUGCAAAGAAUCAGUUCUGGAAUAUCUUUACUUUCACAUCUUGUCAAAAAUUAUAGAUGAGCUUGACAUAGACGAGCUCAAACUUCAUGACUAAUGUCAAAAUAUAGCAAAUAUUUUAAUAGCUGAUUGUGCUCUAUUUAGGCGUACAUAGACAAGGUACGAACUAACAAUAUCAAUUCGGAUUUUAUAGCCUAAGUCCGAAAGCCGCUUCAAAUCGUCCUAACAAAGCAUUUCAAUAGGUUUUCACAAAUAGUAAGGUGAGUCGAGUUCAAUUAGAAUAAGUUAUUUGAUAAACUAUCAUUUUGUUGAAUGCAUAUUGCAAUCUUAUUGAUAUCACUGCUCAUCAUCUUUUCUAGUUUUUUUUUUCAAUCAGAAAAUGUAUUGAAGCAUAACACAUAUAAAUGAAAUAUUUGAGAGACAGUUAUUUACUGGAGCAUCAUUUUGCAUCAUUCUAACAGAAACCAGACUAUCAAGGGACCAUUGGAUAAUUUCAGACACCUGAAACCAAAUUUUUCAAAAAGUAAAGUAAAAUGAAGAGUAUGAAGGUGCUUUCUUGUGUAGUUAUUCAUGUGUAUAAAUACUCAUCAUCAUUUCGACAUUGGAUAUUGUACUGCUGCUGUUUAGAAUGAAAAUGAGUCACCUUUUUAUAAGGAUUAAAGGGGAUGUUUCACAGAGACAAGUUCUCACAGAGACAAGUAGUGUUUUUGAACGAUAUUGGUGUCACAGAGACAAGUUUCACAGGAGCAAGUAUUUCUAUAAAUGACAGUCUCACAGGAACAAGUUCCCACAGAGACAAGCAGUUUCAUAGAGACAAGGUCUCCGUCCAAAGUAGUAGCGCUAUAAAUGGUAGUCUCACAGAAGCAAGUUCUCACUGGAACAAGGUGUUUCACAGAAGCAAGGUCAGUGUCAUAGUGACAAGUUAGCGAAUGUAGGAAGAAGUUAGGCGUGUUGCCUACAUCUGAACUUGAAGGCACUUCAUUAUUUGUUCUAGUAAAUUGAAUGUCUGGUGUUUUUUAAUCAUGUAGGUAUAUGAUUAUGAUUAAAUGUUUAUCAUAUAAGAUAGGGAUGGGUUGGUAACCUAUUAGAAUGAGAUAGAAGAUAGAUAGAAUUAUGAACAUACCUUAAAUAAAUAAAUUGAGUUCUAUGCAAAUGUAAUAUAUUUCUACCAAACUCCAAGAUAACUAUUCCAAUAUAGCUAAUACGUAUAUAUUAGACCUUUAACCCGAAAGAAUAAUCAAUAUGAAUAUGAAAUGGAAUAUAUAAAAGCCAAAUAGCCUACCACUGACCUAUUCAUCGCCGCUUCUUAAAAACCACAUGGCCAAAAUGGUUUUUCAUUAUAAUUCCUUCUUUCGUAAUAAAUUGUUUAUGCUUCUGUACUCCUGAGCGAAGCUCGGUCCCCGAUAUUAUGAGCUAAUCAUCUCUUCUUUUUCCGAGCUGCGGUCUCGAAUUGUAAAUUCGAAUUGAUAUAAUAUUAACUUCAGGCAGUCACAGAGUAAAGCUGCAUUAACACCAAUAGAUUCUAUAGAUUUUAUUAGAUUAAACAUAACUUAUCAUACACAUGAUGAACAUAUGUGUUUUUCAAGUACCGUUCAAUCUAUAAUAAUCUGUGAGGAUUAAGUUAUUAACAUUUUGUUAAUAACUUUGGUGUAAACGCAGCUUUAGAUGCCAAGAUUUAUCAUGGCGUUCCGAGUUACGGAUGAUAGACUAGGUAAUGUCAAUGAAAAACUUCAUUUUCCUCAUGAAAUCUUUCCCAUGAAAAUUUUAACAGAUUGUUGUUCUACAAGCGUCUCUACAUGUUACAAAAUGAAAAUCCCAGUGAAAAACAAAAAGUGCCACUUGAUAAUUCUCAAAUCAUCUUUUUAAUCGUAGCUCUGAUUUAACUGAGCAAUAACUUUCUGAACUUACUGAGUUGAUAAAGUAACAUUAAAAAUUAUCAUAAGCGCAAUGGGACUUGGGAUUCCAUCAAUUCAGAAUAAGUAUUAUACCGGUAUUCAUUUUUACAGGAUUGAAGUAGUGCAACAUUUAGAUUAGCACACCAAUAGAUUUCAUUUGUAACGAAGUGAGAUCAUUACUUUCAUAUCAAAGUUCUACUUUUGCAUUAUGAUAUAGUAUAUUGACGACUACUGCAAAACAAUGUCUGGUAGCCCUGGUAAUGUAAUGUAAUGUAAAGGAAUGUGAUCGUAUGGCUGUGAUCGUAUUGGAAGUCUCCAACCAGCCUGAUCAGAUUUCUUAGUGGGGCCAUUGGCAAACAUUUUAAAAAAGCCCUGAUAUUAUAAUAAUGACUUUAUUCCUAGUAGAUAGCAUUUCUAGUAGAUGGCUUAAUAUUCUCGUUACCACAUUGCAAAGGAUGUUCAGUGAGGUCUACUGUUAUCUGGACUACCAGAGUAUUGUAACUCCUAAUGUCAGAUUGAGUAAGAGCUUGAAAUUUAUUCCUAUUUAGUGUACUCCAUGUUCAAUAAUCUGCCACUAUCUUAUAUUAGAAGAAACUUGCCUCUGAAUAAAUUAAAAAACGCACUAAAUCUAAUUCUGAAUGGAAAUGCUUAUUAUUCCGUAGAUUAAUUUUCAAAUUGUUGAAAAUUUGAUAUUCAGUGCUGUAAGUUUAUAAAUAGUUUAUGUUUAUUUUUCAAUGUAUGACUUAAUUUAUUCAAUUGUACUGGGUGAUGAUAAUUAUGACUUGAUAAGACUGAUUUGAUGAAUGAUUACACUAUUCAUAAGAUGACUACUAAGAUGUUAUGAAUUGAAUUGCUCAUUUAUUGUAUAACAGACUAUAAGCUGAAUUCUUUAGACAAGGCCUAAUCGCCUAAUCUACAUCCAAAUUGUUUGCAUUUAUCGGUCAAUAUAUUUCUUAUUCCUAGACGCCAGCUAAGAAAGGGGUUUCAAUUUUCGUAGAAUGAGCACGUAAUUCAAAACUGUAUGUUUUUCAAAAAAAUGUUGUGAUUUCAAAUUCAAGUUUCGUUUAUCACACACAUAUACGAGAAUUUAGAAUUAAUGAGAAAGUGGCCCGGAAUAAGGUUUAUGAUUUUUGUUCUUCUGUAUUUAUACUAAGUGACGUAUUUAUCAGUGAUGGCUCUUAAACUGUAGGCUUAUUAUUAAAUAACGAGUUGCUUAACCCAACUGUCCAGUUGAGAGUGCAUUUGGUAGUGCGUAUUUUGGGACUGCAUUUGGUAAGUGCAUUACAUAAUGGUGUUUCAUGUUUGAAAUUCAUGAACCAAUUACAUGCAUAAAUAGAUAGAUUGAAUAGCAUUCACUGCCCACCUAAAUCAGGGGGAUCUGUAACUUGUCAAAAAAUCUAAAUGGUUGAACAAAAAACUCACUUAAAAAAAACAUACUCUUCGUGAAAUCAGGUAAAAUAUUAUAUAAUUGGAUGCCAGAGCUUCUGAUGCAUAUUUUUCCAUUCAAAGUCGGGAGAAAAAUAACAAGCUACCUUCUUCAAGUUAUCAAUAUUGAAUGCCUCAUCGCUUGCAAUAGUUCACACGACAGCUGAUUUUUACCAAAUAACAUUGGGAUAUUAAUUACAUGCGUCAUUUCAUGCAAUUAAUAAUUCACUCGACAGCUGAUUUAUGAUGAAUAAUUCUAUAGUCUGAUUUUCACGGUAAUACUGGCGUUUGAAAGAGACUCUUUUUCCUUUUGUUUUAUCCUUGAAAUGCAAAAUUUCAAAAAACCUUGUACAUACGUUGACGCGCAAUUUAAAGAGUAACAUACCGGUUAUAUUUCAUUGAAAUCUAUUGCCGCGUUUCGCCGUAAAUGUGGAACAUAAAAAUAUUUGGACAUAAAGAGAAAUGCAAAGCCGUCGACUUGAAUCUUAGACCUCACUUCGCUCGGUCAAUGAAACUCUGGAUAUCUGAGUUCUUUUUAAAGUACAGUCGAACCUCUCUAUAACUAACCUCCACUUAACGAAAUCCUCUACACAACAAAUUUUUACCUGGUCUCAUGACAUUUUAGAGCUUUGGCUGCUUAUUUACCUCUUUUCAACGAAUUUUGGACCUCUCAACAACAAAGUUUUCUCUUGACUUCAACAUACAAAGUGUAGUGUGUAUUGGAAGCAGACGGUUAUUUUCAAGUAAUUGUUUAGUUUCAGCAGAAAGGUUAAUAUACUGAAAAUAAUGGCAAUUCAGGUAGGAAGAAGAUAUGGUGGUAGACAGUUAAUAGAGGGUGAAACACAUGUCGGAAAUUGAAUGCAAGUUACUGGAUAUUGAAUUCCAAGAACUUGUCAUUAUUGUAGACCAGGCAGGUGAACGACUGGACUUUCCCAUUCUUGCUUUUGUCACACAUUCACAAUUCUUUGAACUGACUAUGAUGAUGAUGAUGAUGAUGAUGAUGAUGAUGAUGAUGAUGAUGAUGAUGAUGAUGAUGAUGAUGAUGAUGAUGAUGACUGUGACGAACCUGAGGAGAAGAAUCCGUCAGAUCAAGAAUUGCUAGAGGCUUUCAAAAUUAUCAGGCUAGGAUUAAAACUGAAAAAUAGUGUACCAGACAUGCCUUACUGUUUGAAUAGAUGUGAGUCGUUUAUCGAACAUGAUUUUUUCAUUUACUCCGAAAAUUACUCAUUGUUUCAAAUAUGAAACAUUAAAAAAUAGGAAAGUUGAUAUUUAUAGUGGAGUUAUUGACAAAAUAACCGUAUUUUGCGUUCCAUCUAAUAGUAGUGUAAAGAGUUGAGAGAUAUUGCUACAGAGUAUGUACUUUGAUUAAACUCCACUAAUAGUACAAAUCAAGCUUUCUUAAAAUAAAUUGACGAGUUUACUUAUUACAUUCUAUAAUUAUUCGAAAAACAUGUUUUUUUCAAACAGCAUGAAUUUUCAAAUUUCCAUAUUAAUAUUGGCCUAAUAAGUACCCUACCUACGUUCGCGAUGAUAUGCUCUAUGUACCAUAUUCAUUUAUUUACCGCCGUGAUACGAUAUUAUAAGAUCCAUAGGAUCGUGGCAGUUUUCUUGACAGAAGCUCUCAAUAGCGAAUACCUCUCUGCAGCGAAUUUUUUCUCGGGAUAAUCGACUUCGUUAUACAGAGGUUCGACUGUACUAUGCUAUUCUACUUGUUCUACUGAGCCAGUACCAUUUUGAUUUUUUUUCAUAGUACAUGGCACUAUUGAAAUUAACUGUUCUAUUGAUUUAUUCUAACUUUGUCUACAGAAUUGUGAAUUGUCUACAGAAUUGAAAUUAACUGUUCUAUUGAUUUAUUCUAACUUCGUCUACAUAAUUGUGAAACUGCAUAUGAGGAGUACUGUAUGUCUAUUUUUUUUGUUAUCCACGUCUGCAUCUAUUUUCAGUUUGAAGAACUGGAUAUCAAUCUUGAUUAUUCAAAUUUUUUAUUGUUCAACAUACUCACACAUUAUUUACAUACAUAUAAAAACAAAAUGAUACACAAUUUUUUUAGAACAAUAAUGCUCAAGGUAAAACCUGAGAGGGGAGAAAAAUCUAAAUUUUCACAUGAAAACGUCACUCGAGAAUAAUUAUGUCACCCGGCCUCACAACAGAGAGUCUUUUAGAGUCCUUGACUAAGAAUAGUUAAUCUCACAGUUGUACGGUCAGUGUCAGUGAGAUUUUCUGCACACACUUCAUUGUUACCAUAAUAUUCAGAUGAUGGUAUUUCCAGAUGAAAUGGAUCGGCGUGAAUACGCCGAAUGGAUCGACUCGUAUCAUUUGAGGAUGGUGAUAAUGAUGAGGAAACAUGAUUAUGUUAAAAGGAAUAGUCUCCAUCUCCAUUGUGUUCUUAGGGAUUUGCUUGUGAUCAUGUUUCUAUCAUUUUAUCAAUUCGAAGAUCAGCCUUCAAAAAUUUAGGUCAACUUAUACAUUUCAACUCACGUUGCUACACGUUUCAACUUAGCAAAAGGACAGAGGGAAUUAUUAUCAUUAUUCUCUAAAGCCCUGGAAAUAUCCCUGUUAUUGUUCUUGGUACCUUAUACAAAAGGGACUCCAUAAUACAAAAACGAAUCAGUCCUUGCCGGACAAAGCUAGAGUAAGAAGAAAAAGAAGAAGAAGAAGAAGAAGAAAAGAAGAAGAAGAAGAAGAAGAAGAAGAAGAAGAAGAAGAAGAAGAAGAAGAAGAAGAUGAACAAUAAUAAGAAGAAAAAAUAUAGAUAGGAGAAGAUUAUAACCGUUGAAUACACUAUUUUAUCUAUAACCACUCUUUUGACGAAUUGAGAACUUAUAAAUUACUGGUGGUUCUCCCAUACAGUAACAGUCAGGGGUGUAUUCAAAUACCAUUGGAUAAUAUCUUUCCAAUAUUUUUUCAUUCAUCUAGAAGUAUAUAAUCUGUUCUUUCUUACAUUGAUAUCACUUAUGUAUAAAUUACUGCAGUAUCAAAAUUAUUUGAUAUUGACUGAACAAUUAAAAGUCACAUUGAAAUGGUUAUUUUGGAGUUUGGUAGAAAUAAUACAUUUACAUGGAACUCAAUUUAUUCAUUAAAGGCAAUCUACAUAAUUCUAAUAGGUUCUGAUAAACCAUAAUGAUAAAAUAGGUGUUCAAUGAAUAAAUGAAGCCUAAGAACUUGAAAUAUAUUUCAAAUUAUUUAAGAUUAAAUUGAUUCUACCUCGGUGCUAGUCAGCUUUACAUCUGUACAUGUAUCAUUGUAUUGAAUUAUUGAAUAUUUGAUGAUUUUGGUAAAACGACAUUUUAAUCCUAAACUAGUAGUUCUAUGAACAGUAGACCUCGCGCAGUUAUAAAACACAGCCUCGUCUCAUACUGUCCAUAAGAGUAAAUCCUGUUUGUAUGUUGUGUCGGCAAGAUAUCGGUGUGAAAACGGCUAAUGGCUGUUGGGGCUAGUGUAUCAAAAAUAUGCUUACAUCAGAAGCUAAUCUCCUUCAACACACUGGCAACAGGUCAGCCCAAGUUGAAAGCAGAUUUCGAGAGAAAAUACUACCUAUGCGUUAUUGCAUGCAAUUAAAAAUCCACUCAACAGCUGAAUUAUUAUGGAUGAUUCUAUUCUGUUUUUUACUGUAAUAUUAGCGUUCGAAGGAGACUUUACCUAUUGUAUUAACCUUGAAAUGAAAAAUUUCCAAAAAAACCUUGUAUAUACGUCGAGGCACAAUUUAAAAAGAAAUAUACCUGUCAAAUUACAUGGUAAUCUAUUGCUGCGUUUCGCCGUAAUUGCUGAACAUACAAACAUAAAGAGGAAUGCAAAGCCGUCGACUUGAAUCUUAGAACUCACUUCGCUCGGUCAAUAAAUCGAAAUUUCAAGAAACCACAAAAAUCCUGGAUGAAAAGGGGAAUCAAAUGCUAUGUAAAUUUGAAUCUAAAUGUCUAGGAUACACUAAACAGUCCACUAAAUUCAUCAUUUUUUCUCCCACAGGAGAAACGUUUAAAGCUGGCAUCAAAUGAUGUCACCACAUUAUUUACAUAUGUAAAUUAUAUAUUUAUAUAUGUAUGUCACGUGGAUUGAAGGAGCGUUGUUUGUCACGUUGUUUGUUGAUUGAAGGAAGAUUCUAUUUUACUAUUUAAAUAAAUCAUAAUGUAAUUUACUUAUCCACUUCGAGAUUUACAUAGUGAUAAUAAGUAGGAAAUGAAAUGUAUAGCAAACACUUCAGUUGCUAUGAAGGCCUACUGUAUUGGAUUCUGUAGUGUCUUAUUUUUUACUAAAGUGAUGAAGUUCCAGAAAAUACUAUUAUUCAGCAUUGUUAUGUAUUAUUUUCAAUGUCAUUUUUUUCUCUUUCUUCACAAUAAUUUAAAAUUUGUUAUUUUUUUUAAAUAAGUAGAUAACUCAACUAUUGUUUAUUUUUAAUCAUAUUAUUUGUAUUAUUUUUUUGUAUUGUUAUAAUACUUGAUAGAGAGUUGAGUGUAAGAGAGGGUCGACUGCGCCCUAACUUCGCUCUCUAAGAAAAAUAAAGGCAGCCAUUCUAUUCUAUUCAUGUCACCAUAAUAUAUAUUGAAAAACAGAUGACAUCCAAUUUAUUAGAGGGAAUGGAAUGCCUUCAUCUUCAUGUGUAGGCAACACACCACACCAACCUUGUUCCUGUGAGACUGACCUUGUCUCUGUGACACUCCACUUGUUCGAAUGGGACUCAACCCCUCUUCUUGUUCCAGUUACACUACUUGUUCCAGUGAGACUGACCUUGUCUCUGUGAGACUCACCUUGUCUCUGUGAGACUCACCUUGUCUCUGUGGGAACUUGUUCCUAUGAGACUGCCAUUUAUAAAAAUACUUGUUCCUAUGAAACUUGUCUCUGUGACACUAAUAUCGUUCAAAAACACUACUUGUCUCUGUGAUAACUUGUCUCUGUGAUACGGACCCGGAUCAAAACUGUACAUUUGGAUAUAAUUAUUGAUUUGGAAAAUUUGAAACAGAAUAAGAAAAUAAUAUACAGUUACCCAAGAAGUCAAAUGCUUAAUGCACAUAGAAGUGGAGUAUGAGACGGACGUGGCGCGGAUUUUUGUCAUUUCCACGCCACUCUUACGUGAACAUAGAUGGUCGAGUGAGAACAGAUGUGGUGCCACAUCUACUUUGUAACAUCUUUUACAUAAGAGUGGAAAAGUGCGCGCCACGAUCUUGCCAUAACGCCACAGCAGCAAACAGGCGGAUGAAAAGUUGAAAGAAACACAUCCGUCUGCUCACAUCUGCAUGUGACAUCCGGCUGCUCACAUCUGCAUGUGACAUCCGUCUGCUCACAUCUGCAUGUGACAUCCGGCUGCUCACAUCUGCAUGCCGACGUUCGACAUUUUCUCCGUCUGUAUGUUGCUGUGUGCGUUCGACCAUACUUAGAAAUUCUUGCUUUUCUUCUGAGAGCUUGUCAUCUAAAGGUUAAGAAUGCCGAUCAAAGAGUUUCAGAUUCAAAGAACAAGUUCAACUGUCAUGGAAUGCAAUUCCCACAUAGUACGUUAGGUGGUAGGCCUACAUUAGACAAGGUGGUUGAUUAUUGUAAAAAUUCGAGCGAAAUUUUGAAAUUUGUUGAUCAAUAUUGCAAGAAUUCAAAUAUUCCUUUGGGAUUAAUGAAAAAGCACUUGAGAAAAGUAGAAACUAACCAUAAUUUUAUUUGAAAAAUGUUAAUUAUUGAGAACAUUAGAUAUCACUAGUCACUUAGGCUUUGGUAUCAGGCUAUCGUUUAUAGCCUGUACUAGCUCCGACAGUUUCCAUAGAGUAUUGAUAAAAUUUACUAAUCUUUGGUUGGGAAAGUAUCUCCUAUUCAUUCCGUCCGUAAAUUUCUCUCUUUCUUUAUUAAUGCAGUUCUAUGCUAUGCAUUAUUGCCUAACAAGAUCGAAAAAUUAUUCCAAAGUGUAUGAGCAUAUAGAUAUGGUCUAUAUUCGUCCAGAAAAUAUAAGAAUUAGACGAAAAUAUAUAGAACUGAUCAUCUCUCAGUUCCAAAAAUUUAUAAAAACGAUAACAAGCUUAAACAUAUUUGUAUCGACGAUGCAUUAAUUCUCACAAAAAUCAUUUAAUGUUACAUGGAUUAUAAAAAGCUUAUAAUUAGCUUUCCAUCAGACAAUUCAUUUAAUGAUAUGGCAUUAAUUUGACAUCAUUCCAUAUUAAAAAUCAAUUUCAAUUGUUGGGAAAUCUCAAACUGAACCUUCAAUAUUUAACGAGUUCAUUUUAAUAUAAUACGUUUUCUAUAUGAAACUCUGUCAUGGGAAAAUUUAUUUCAAAUAUAACUGUGAAUAAUCAUUGAAUUGCUCCACCCACAACUUGGGUGACAAUGUAGAGAAUAUUUCAAGGUACAAGUAUUAUUCUGCCAAUAAACAGAUUUUCACUGAUUUUUCUUAUAUAGCAUACGAUAUCAUUUACUUGACAUUUACCUGUGAUGAGGUUGUGGUUGUUUAUUGGAUGGAUUAUUUUACUUGAAAAAUGUAAACUUCAAAUACUGCCAUGUAGUAUUAAAAUUUAAUCAUAUAUUUCUCUUGCAUUUUCACCAUAUUAUUAGAUCACUAUUAUUGUCAAAUCUGAAAACGUUUUUACAUAGAACCUAUUGCUAGUCAGUCAACUUUGCUAUGUAAAUAAUCAUUUGCGCCAUACUUUCAUAAGAAUAUACUCUUUAGGUCAUGCAGAUUUUCUAGAAUCAAUGUUAAGUGCGAAAUUAAUUUAUAUUGAAUGAUAGUUGCCCAAGUGGUCUUAAAUCCUCAGCCUUUUUAUUCCUUCCAAAGCAAACGAACAUAAACUAUCAAGCUCUCUUGUAAACUUGUUGAUAUUGUUGUUAUAAUAAUAUAGAAAUCUUCAUCAAGUGAAGUCUGCCAUUAAUAGUAUACAUACAAGUAUUACGUGCUAAAUCUCAUAUUGAUCAACUAUCAAUAAGAUCAGAAACGAUAAGAAUAAUAGAAAAUAUAUUUUACAUGAGUGUUCAUAAGGCUUUGUUACUGUCGAAUGUACAGCACUUGUUUGUUAUUGUAUUUUAUUAGUUUCUGCGACGUUCUCACAUUAAAACUGUGAAUCUCUGAA